AUGCGGCUCUUGGUGGUCAACGAUGACGGACCCCCGUCGUCCGUCUCGCCCUAUCUUGCUCCCCUGAUUAGCGCCCUGAACGAGGCUGGCCACACAACCGUCGUAGUCAUCCCCGAUAAGCCGCUAUCGUGGAUCGGAAAGGCCCAUGCAGUCGGCAAGACCCUGACCGCAGCGAGCAGAUGCCCGCUAUCCUUCUUUUCAGAUGGCAAGACGACCUGCAACGUCGCCGGCUGCGAGGAGACCGAGGACCGCACCCACCGCUGGCUCGUCGUGGACGGUCUGCCGGCGAGCUGCACCCAGAUCGGGCUCUUCCACACACCCGGGCUGAAGCCCGAGGACUUUGACCUGGUCCUCUCCGGCCCCAACCACGGCCGGAACGCGAGCACCGUCUACGCACUCAGCAGCGGCACCGUCGGCGGCGCCAUGGAGGCGGCGCAGUGCGGGAGGCGCGCCGUGGCCCUCAGCUUCGGCAGCAAGGAGGCGCAACCUGCCAAAAUCAUCCGCGCGGCGUGCGAACGCGCCGUCGCGCUGGUCGAGGACCUCGCGCGCACUUGGCACCGCGACGUCGAGGUGUACAGCGUCAACGUGCCCAUGGUCGCCGACAUCGCUGACCGGCCGGUGAGGAUGACGACCACCGCGCACGGAAGAUGGAUCACGGGGGGUCUCUUCAGCCCCGUAGUGGACGCCGAUCCUGAAAAGUUGGCGGCGUCGCGUACGUACCAGUUUCGGUGGGCGCCGCAGCUCGCUGAUAUCAAAAGGCAAGCCGAGGAGAGUCCCGAGGGCGAGGACUUGUGGGCGUCGCUGAAUGGCGUCAUCAGCAUUGCUCCUUUGAGGGCGAGCUUUACUGCCGUCAGUGUGCAGGAAUAA
This is a messenger RNA of Colletotrichum orchidophilum, 867 nucleotides long. Its product is annotated as TTL domain-containing protein. Gene Ontology annotation, molecular function: hydrolase activity. Gene Ontology annotation, cellular component: P-body. The transcript is spliced from 2 exons. The coding region runs from base 1 to 867 and encodes 288 amino acids. Lineage: Eukaryota; Fungi; Ascomycota; Sordariomycetes; Glomerellales; Glomerellaceae. The record is from RefSeq and is a predicted model, not a curated record.